Lymnaea stagnalis (great pond snail) is the source of this 5471-nucleotide messenger RNA. The record is from the annotation of a GenBank genome assembly. NCBI's taxonomy places the organism in Eukaryota, Metazoa, Mollusca, Gastropoda, Lymnaeidae.
AUGGCUGAUAGACUCACUCAACUCCAAGAUGCAGUCACGCAAGUAAAAAUUUGCAAUCUUCCUUAUGCUAUUGGUAUACAGUUAAUGUUAAAGUAUAUUUUUUAACUAUCAGCCAACUUUUUUGUCAAUUAUUGAAAUUAUUGAUUUUUAUUUUCACUUUGAAGUUGGUAGACUUAAAAGUUUUUGACUUGAAACUUUAAGAAAAAAGUCUAAGUUUACUAAGAAAGCCUCGUCUUGUUUUUGUGAAGUUGUUUAAACUUUGAAUUUGAACAAUCAAUCAUUUUCAAAGUCAAGGCAUUCAAGUUUAAAUUUAAUGUAUGAUUAUUUGGCUGCCUGGGCCUAAUGCCUAAUGAUUAUCAAUGAAAUAGUUUGGCUUAUGACUUAUGUCACGUAACCCACUCUCAGACUCUGGCCUACGUAACCCACUCUCAGGUCUCAGACUCUGCCUACGUAUCCUAUGAUUCACUAUUGGCCUUGGGUCCAUGGCCAUGCUUUAACUUUAUGCCUACUUGCAUUCAAUCACUGUUACUGUUUUAAAGUGUAUAAAGUAUUAUAACUUACUCUGACUGUAACUUACUGUUAUACACUUCUGUAGGACAGUGUGAAUAACUUACAGGCCUGGUAGACAUCUGAAUCUGACAUGUAGUUUGUAGGGGUGUGCCGGAUCCGUUUUUUCCAACCGGAUCCGGAUCCGGAUUUUCUUAUGCGAAAUCCGCCGGAUCCGGAUUCCGGUUUCUCCCGGAUUCCGGAUUUUGGUACUAUUGGUAGAUACUUCGGUAAGUCAAGGUGGACUACUACUUUUUGUGUAUGGGAAUUCGCAAUCGGCGCCAAAAAAUCCGAGUUUUUAAUUUUCCGAUGUGUGUGUCUAUUUAUUAUUAAAUUAGUACUUUCGAUAUAUAUUUGAGUUCCGUUCCAUUUGGAUAAGUGUCUUACGAGAGACGCCAUGUUUCUACGCGUUCGCAGCAGGUUAUGCAGCUCGCUCAACCUAAUUUCGCCAUGGGGUUGGCCACGCCCCCCUUUUUAAUGGCGGAAGUUGACGAUACUUAGGAAAUAUUAAUUUAUUAUCACUAUUUACAUCAAAAUAAUUGAUAACUUGUGUUUCAGAAUGCAUUUAAAGACAUUUAAACUGGAAUGUUUUAAUUUGAGCUUUAACAACCCGGUAGAAUCCAUAUUAUAAAUGAUCAGAAUUUACCGUGUGCAACACGUUGUCAUUGGCAACCAUUCACAGCCACUUGCAUAACUGUAUCGUAGUACUACCUCAGAGUUUCAUUCAUAAGAGUUUGCCGUGUGCAAAAACUAUUAAACCAUUGGUCAGGGAAAGCUUUAAUUAAUUAUUCAUGUGCCAAAGUUGAAAGUUUAAACUAAGUCUAAACAGUAUUUUAGUGAUAAGGCAGGGAAUGCGUUGCCUUAUAUAAACUAUAUAGUCAUUGCGCAUGACGGGAUUGGUGGAAUGAGAUCACAGAAUGUGGAGAUGCAGUCCAUGUUAAAAAAUGACAAACCAAGUCGUACUUUAAAAAUUCAUAACUUUAAAACUACAACAGCUAAAAAUAUGAUUUUGGUGUUAUAAUUCUUUAAAAAAUUACAUCUUUUCAACUAUGCCAUUGGUUUAUUUUUACAAAAAGUUUAAAUUUUCUUAUCAAAGUCCCUACACUAUUGGCCACUAUUAGCGGUGCUGACUCUAGCCUCUGGUAUGUACGGAAUAUUAAACAUUAAACAAGCUCAACGCUCGAAACAAUCGAUUAAUGUAUCGUGAUCGUGUGAAAUUCGGGAAAGAGAAUUACUUUUAUUUCAGAUUAUGAUCCGGUGAGUCACAAAAUCUGGCAAAUUCUGAAAUCCGGUAUAUUCCGGAAUCCGGUUGUUCCGGAUACAUGUAAAUCCGGCGGAACCGGAUUUCACCGGAUAGUGCAAAAUCCGGCGGAACCGGAUUCCGGACCGGGGUCCGGCACACCCCUAGUAGUUUGGUCCUCUCUGGGUUUGAGUUUGAGUUUGCUCUAAGUUCUAGAACCUCUAGCCGGUACAUUUUGAGGUAACGAUAUGAGUUUUGCCAAGACUUUUCUCACUCUAAGCACAGUGAUGUCACAUUGGGGAAUCCCCCUCCCCAAACCCUCCCCUCGCUUUAAAUACCAAAAUAAGAAACAUAGAAAUUCUUUGGGGAGGGGUCUUAAACAAAAAAUUUAAAAUAAGAAAACAAUAACUUGCAUUAUGUAAAUACAAACAUUGAAAUCUUUUUAGUAUGCCACUAGACGGAAAUGGACCUGGGGGAACCUCCGUGACUUAUAUACAGUGGAGCACAUCGUCGGCCUUACCACUAACUCAAAACCAGUUUAAGUAGAUCAGUUCAAUCUGGCCUUAACUGAUCCUGUUUUGGUAAUCCUGUGAUUCCCCACUAAUAAUGUAUCAUAUGUAUAGAUUACCGGUACUUCAAACCUCAAAUGUUCCUACAUGAUUGUUGUUUACUAAAAUAAAUAUAAUAAUGAUGUAAAGUAAGGCCUAGUGAGCCUUAAAUUGAAAUUUACCUCCCAUGGAUACCAAAUUACUGCCCCUGUCUGUGACCUGUGUCAGAAACAUUUCUCUAGAACAGUGGUUCUUAACCAGGGGUAAAAAUCGUGUUUGCUGCCAUUUCUAAUUGUUGCUACCUUUUUUAAAAAAAUAGUUUUCAUUCAUUUUGAUUAGCUAUUAGCAGCAGCAAAUAUUUUUAUGGUAAAUUUUGUUUGAAUUUUACUUGUAUUGGUAAUUUCCUUGUUUAUAGAAAGUUAAUUAAAAAAUAAAACUACGAUAACUAAAUUAUUUAAUUAUUUUCAUAUUUUAUUUUAUUACAUUAUAAUUUAUACGGUUGGGGGUGGGAAUUGUUUAAACUGGAGUGUGACUGCAGUACAGCAAAAAUGUUAAGAAUCACUGCCCUAGAGCAUUUACUAAGGUAACACAAACCCCUCCUGGUCAUCCAUUUUUUUCUCGUUCCAUCCCACUUCACGUGGUAGUCCUAAUUCUAUGACUCCCGUCUCCACACUUUGACAUAUAUUGUAUUGACUGUUAAUAUCACUACACGCAUUGUCUUUUCCUCUGUGGCGGCCUGUAACUUGAUCAGAGGUCAUUUUUCGGACCUCACAUCUCUGUACUGAUUCUCUAAGUGAUUGUAGCUUAAAAAUAAAAUAAUUAUGAUUGUCGUAGAAGAGAAUAAUGUUAAAAUGUCUAUUUUCUGCUUAUCAUUUCACGUCACAUUGAUUAAGGACCCCCCCAUCAUCACAAAAAUGGGGGGGGGGGGGAGAGAACGGCAACAACACACACACUCUCACUCACUCGCUGACUUCGUAGAAGAGAAUAAUGUUAAAAUGUCUGUUUUCUGCUUAUCAUUUCACGUCACAUUGAUUAAGGACCCCCCCAUCAUCACAAAAAUGGGGGGGGGGGAGAGAACGGCAACAACACACACACUCUCACUCACUCGCUGACUCUCACACUCACUCACUCCCUCUCUUAGAUGUUUGACAUCAUUUCUGGAUGGCUCCAUACUAGUAUCAACAUAAAUCAAAUUUUUUACAUUUUACAGCAAACUGAACAUUUCUACAACAGCAUUGGAAUACUUCAGCAGUGUGCUCCUAGUAGCCCAUUUCCAGGAUUUGAAAAGCCAGGGUGCAAACCUUCAUCUCCACCUCCUCAAGAAGGUAUUCUUAAAUAACAAAUUUAUAUUUACCAGUACCAGUAACUUAAAAUAUAUUUAUAAUCACAGUUAAUUCUAAUAUGAGAAUACAGAUGCUGAUGUUUUCUAUAUGUAUCUAGAUAGUUUUGUACUACACAGGUGCUUAUAAUAGAUUUCUUUUUCUCAAAAUAUGGAUACUGCUACCCACAUAUUGGUGACUAUUAUUCAAAAUUAAUUUUUGAGGAUAGAAAUUAAAACAAAUCAAUUUUGUAAUAUGUAUUCACAAAACUAUUAUUGUAUUAUCGGCAUUAUUUUUUUAAAAUUUAAUUUAUAUUAUUGUUACAAGUCAAUGUAAAUCAGCAACUUUAAUGUGGCCAAGUUAUCAUUGUAGUUUGCCAAGUCGAUCUUUUGAUUUUUCCAUAGAGAAGUUUUCAUACCUAGGGCAAAGCUUUAAAUUGAUAGACACUUUAAUUUGUAAAAUCUGAUAUGAAAUAAAAUUCAGUAUCUGGUAUUGGUAGUAUGAUUAUGCAACCAUAAAUUCAUAAUUGAUUAAAAGUUAAUAUUAUUAUUAACUGCUGCAUUCAGGUACUGGCAUUGACUGCAUAUGUUGGAAUCUUUGAAACUGUUAUAUGAUUAGUUUUUUGUGUGUUCUCUUUAGAUUAUGCUGCUUUAUUUGCAAAGCUUAUCACAAGAACAGCUAAAGAUAUUGAUGUUCUCAUUGACAACCUUCCAAGUGAAGAUUCUUCCACAGAAUUACAAGUGAGCUUUUGAUUAUUAAAAUUCUAUAUGAACUCAUUUUAAUUUUUAAAAUUUAAAUAUUCUUAGAAAACCUAGCUAAAUGAAUCUAGGAAUGUGGUUCACAUUUUAUACCUACUCCUAAUUUCAUUGGCAGUUGAGAUGUCUUACUCUUGUCAAUUUGUAUGAGUUUAGAAAUAAUAUUACAAUUCUUUCAAUUUUUUUUGUAAAGGUUGCCAGUUUACAGAGGUUGGAGAUAGAAAAUCAAGAAGAAGCAGAAAAACUGGAAGACAUCGUUGCUAAGGGGGAACAACUGCUUAAAAAAAUCCAAAAAGCCCUUGAAGACAUAGCAGCUUCUCAGUUGCAUAGUCAAGGAUUGGAGAGCAACUUUAGUUCUUCAAGGAUAUGACCCACCCAAUGAACUACAGCUUGUAGUGUGUAACUUCAAUCCAACAUACUUGAGGGUCUACUACUUCUAUAGCUAUUCAUUACUGCCUGAGUUAGUAAUGCCUUCAAGGAAAAAGCAUAUCAGGUGUUUUGCAGCUAUUGAAUAUUAUAACUUCAAUCCAAACACACAUGAAGUUUGAUAGUCUACUAAUAGUCAUACAUAGCAAUGUAUUGUCAGUCUUUCAAUUCAAAGAGAUAUUGUAUUGAUUGACUUGUUGUCAAACAUUAUACAUUUCCAAAUUUAAAAAAAAAUUGGUGAGCCUUACUUCACUAAUGGCCUGAUCAUAUAAUGAAUGGGAUCACGGUCAAUGGAUAUCUUUAUUUUGUUUGCAAUUAACCCUCAGUGCUCACUGGAACUGUUUUCAAAUGACAGAUAAAGUCAGUUAUAACUAACUAUAAUUUCAUAUUAUUGUGUAGUUCUUGUCAUACUUGCUAUUGUUGAUAUUUACCUUGAGCUCUGGUUAAUGUAAGGAUGACUUGCAAUAUGACAGUACUGAGAUCUUCAAUAGCAUGUGCCACUACUGCUACUCAUAUUGAGCAUUAUAAUUAUAUUAGGUUACAAUUACAAUUUAAUUAUUUUAUUUUAAAUUUUAAUAAUUUUUUAUGACAGAAUGUUUAGAAAAUCAUUUGGUGGAGCAAUAAAUGUUUUAAAAAA